UUCUUGCAAUGUAGAGGUCCAUUUGCAAAAAGAAGGCACCCACUGGUUGACUCUUCAGUGGUUUCAGAAAUUAGAAGAUGUCUAGAGGAUGGCACUGAAUUUCAAGGCGAAUUGUUGAACUUUAGGAAAGAUGGUACCCCAUUGAUGAAUAAAUUGAGGUUAACACCUAUCUAUGGAGAUGAUGAAACAGUAACCCAUGUUAUUGGUAUCCAGUUCUUCACUGAAGCCGAUAUUGAUUUGGGACCUGUGACCAGUUCUACAACGAAGGAGUUAGCAAAAUCGUCUGACAAGUUCCGUUCUGGCCUUUCAUCUUUUCGCUUUACAUCUGUUGGGGAACGAAAUAUUUGUCGUGGUGUAUGUGGUAUUCUCCAAUUGAGUGACGAGGUGAUAUCGUUAAAAAUACUCUCACGGUUGACGCCCAGAGAUAUAGCGUCAGUAGGAUCUGUUUGUAGGCGGUUUUAUGAGCUGACGAAGAACGAGGAUCUCUGGAGAAUGGUCUGCCAAAAUGCCUGGGGUAGUGAAACAACACGUGUACUAGAGACUGUACCUGGUGCAAAAACUCUUGGCUGGGGCCGGUUAGCCAGAGAAUUGACAACUCUCGAAGAUGCUGCCUGGAGGAAGCUAACCGUAGGGGGAUCUGUCGAACCCUCACGUUGCAACUUCAGUGCUUGUGCAGUUGGUAAUAGAGUUGUAUUAUUUGGUGGGGAGGGUGUUAAUAUGCAACCGAUGAAUGAUACCUUUGUACUGGAUUUAAAUUCUAGUAAACCAGAGUGGCAGCAUGUUCAAGUUAGUUCUCCACCUCCUGGUAGAUGGGGUCAUACUCUUUCUUGUGUAAAUGGUUCUCAUUUAGUCGUCUUUGGCGGUUGUGGUAGACAGGGCUUGCUUAAUGACGUUUUCGUGUUGGAUUUGGAUGCGAAUCCUCCAACCUGGCGUGAAAUAUCUGGAUUGGCUCCUCCGCUUCCAAGAUCAUGGCAUAGCUCCUGCACUCUUGACGGCACCAAGUUGAUAGUCUCUGGUGGUUGUGCAGAUUCUGGAGUACUUCUGAGUGAUACUUUUCUGCUCGAUCUCUCAAUGGAGAAACCCAUUUGGAGGGAGAUACCUGUAACUUGGACUCCUCCCUCUCGGUUGGGGCACACAUUAUCUGUAUAUGGUGGCCGGAAGAUUUUGAUGUUUGGAGGUUUAGCAAAAAGUGGACCGUUACGGUUUCGAUCAAGUGAUGUCUUUACAAUGGAUUUAAGUGAGGAGGAGCCAUGUUGGAGAUGUGUAGCUGGAAGCGGAGUGCCGGGUGCUGGAAACCCAGGAGGGGUAGCACCUCCGCCUAGACUGGACCAUGUCGCUGUGAGUCUCCCUGGUGGCAGAAUACUGAUAUUUGGUGGCUCAGUGGCGGGUCUUCACUCUGCGUCACAGCUUUACCUCCUUGAUCCAACAGAAGAGAAACCAACAUGGAGGAUAUUGAAAGUACCUGGACGGCCUCCAAGGUUCGCAUGGGGACACAGCACGUGUGUCGUAGGGGGAACGAGGGCAAUAGUCCUGGGAGGUCAAACUGGAGAGGAGUGGAUGCUAAGUGAGCUUCAUGAACUAUCAUUGGCCAGUUCUCUCAUCUGAUUUGAAGAGGGAAGAAACAAAGAACAGUUGAGAGAGAGAGAGAGAAAGAGAGCCAUGGAUUGCAAGAUUAUGGUGAGAGAUUGAUUGAUGUGUUGGGAGAAAUGUUGUUGCUCUGGUCUGGUCUGGUCUGGUCAGGACUCUCUGUAUUAGAUAUGUUUGUUCCAAAAGAGCAUCAUAUUAUUCUUGUAUGGAACUGUUCUGACUCAGAAUAAAACUUUAAAAUUCAGUUUGAAACGAGUGAUGCCAAUACCGAUUCUUGCGUUGGGUGUGAGUUUUAGCAAGAAUGUUUUCUUCCAUAUUAGGGGUUAGAUUAUGUUGAUAGAGGGAUAGGUAUCUAUAUAUAAGUGCAUAUUCUUAGUAUCAUAAGAAUAUUUUGGUCUCUAAUGAUUCAGAUUCUAUAGUAGUAGGAUUUGGAUUUGGAAUUGGAAGAAGCAAAGAGGGAGUGAGUCCAUGUCUGUCUGUAAUAACUUUCUGCCCAGGAUUGGAACAACCAAGAUCUGAAAUACACAGGCAACCACUGCUGGUUCAGUUCCUUCAGCCACUGAAGGAAGAAGGAAAAAGGCAUCCAUGCAAACCCCCCCACCCCUUCUCUUUUCUGUACAAGUAACACUCUGCUGCUUAUCUUAUUUAUUAUAUAUAUUUUGCUGUCUU
This is a messenger RNA of Cucurbita pepo subsp. pepo (vegetable marrow), 2256 nucleotides long. NCBI's taxonomy places the organism in Eukaryota, Viridiplantae, Streptophyta, Magnoliopsida, Cucurbitales, Cucurbitaceae. The record is from RefSeq and is a predicted model, not a curated record.